Molecule: messenger RNA, 2649 nt
Organism: Scatophagus argus
Lineage: Eukaryota; Metazoa; Chordata; Actinopteri; Scatophagidae
Gene: rab12
Product: RAB12, member RAS oncogene family
Exons: 5
Coding region: 265-585 (106 amino acids)
Biological process (GO): protein secretion; protein localization to plasma membrane; regulation of exocytosis
Cellular component (GO): plasma membrane; synaptic vesicle; endosome
Molecular function (GO): GTP binding; GTPase activity
Source: RefSeq, a predicted model, not a curated record
AUGCUGCUAACCCAGACUCAGAGAUGUGUCAGCUGAAUCAUAGCCUGAAAUUAAUCCACACUUGUGUUUAUACAUGUUUUUGUACCUUUUAUGUUUUUGUAAUAGAGAGUUUUCAUUUCCAAAAUACACAACAGUUAAUUUUGGGACACUGCAGGCCAGGAGAGAUUCAACAGCAUCACAUCAGCCUACUACAGAAGUGCUAAGGGAAUAGUGCUGGUGUACGAUAUCACAAAGCAGGAGACCUUUGACGACUUGCCCAAAUGGAUGAAAAUGAUAGACAAGUAUGCCUCAGAGGAAGCAGAGCUUCUCCUGGUGGGGAACAAGCUGGACUGCGAGACCGAUCGUAUCAUCUCCAGACAGCAGGGGGAGAGAUUUGCCUCUCGAAUAAGUGGAAUGCGCUUCUGCGAAGCAAGUGCCAAGGAUAAUUUUAAUGUCGAUGAGAUCUUCCUGAAGCUUGUGGAUGACAUCCUUAGUAAGAUGCCUCUGGAGGUUCCCAACAAGGAGCUUUCCAACAGCGUCCUGUCUCUGCAGCCUGAACCGGAAGUGCCUCCGGAGUUGCCGCCUCCUCGCAUGCGCUGUUGCUGAGUCAGAGUGGUCCCUCGUCCCACAAGCGCUCAGCUCACACGUGCAGAGUACAAAUUAGACCACCAGGGGGCAGCAUACAGCAGCAGUUUGGCAUUACAGAUUGCUGCUGUAAGAUGCAUGUACUCUCUAAACAACCAGUAUUAUCUCCCACCCCCACCCCCACCCAUUUCUUCUCUUGUUUUGUAAGUGUACACUAUGACAUGUACCACACUAACACUUUGGCCUGGUGAAUCACCCACUUCCUACCACCCGUCUGUCUACACUUGACCCCAGACUACCUCAUUCCUUGGACCGUUAGGCUAGCUGUGCACCCGCACGUGCCUUUGAGGUAGAGAGCCCUCUGAAAGCAGUUGUGCUUUUACAAGUAAGGGCCUUACAGCUUGUUUUCUUCCCGUCUUCAUUCAAAAAAUAGCCCUCAGACAUACUGUACUAAAAGUUAGACGUCGUCCCAGUGGUUUUGUAUCUCUGCAUCAUCUAGCUUACAGAAAAGAAGGGAUAACGGUAGCUCACAUCUCUUAGGCUUAGUUUAAAUUCUCAGUCUAGGUACAGUAGUUUUUGUAUUCCUGCUAGUAUUUCAAGUGAUGAGUUGACUUGAUGUAAACAAAAGCACAUAAUGUAAAUACGGUGUGUUGCUGUAAUGACUGGACAAGGUGCAGUUUUCUGUAGCCAGCAGGAGGUGGUUGCGCAGUGGUGAUCAUAUCAGUUUAUAUUCCUUUGCCUUAAGGUAUUAAAGUGGCUGGAACGGCUCAUUUUGCGUUUGUGUAAAUUGUGAUGUUUUGCACUACAAUCCAUCUUGCAUAGUUAAGCUGACAUGCAGAAAAACAGAGUACACGACUUGUAGUUUUAGCGCUAGUGAAGAUCAUAGCUGGGCUCGGUAGUGGCCGCUCUGAACUCUUCCUCACGGUGUUGACAUGGGAUGUCGAUGCAAGGAGAGAUGGGUAAUGUAGUCUUUGAGGGACUGGUGUUUUCACAGAAGCAUUCUCCUUGUGUGUCGCUGGCUUUUUUGAGGAAAUAAAGACAUUAAUUAGCUAGUCCACGUGUAGACAUGGUUUUAGCCUUUGAUUUGGUUUUGUUACUAAUAUUGCAUACUUGCAAAGUGUUUUGUUUUUGAUGUCCCCCCCCUAAAUUCAGAUUAAAAUUUAGGAAGAAUGUUUGAGUCGCCCUUUUCCAGAGACGAGCGCUGGAAGGUUUGUUCAGUAUCCGAAUGACUCAGGAAAUUGUGAUCGGCUCGUGUCUGCUCACUUUGACAGGCUUUUAUUGCAGACUUCGCUUGCUUCGUGAGGAAAAAAAAGAUAAACCCGUUCAGAAAAGCUGUGUUUGAAGAGGACGUUUGUUUUUUCUUAGAGGAGGGGAGCAAGCUUGAAUUUAUGAUGUUUGUGACAGGCGAGUAUUGCGAUGUCCCACUACAUUUGCACAUUUUCAGAAAAAAUGGGCUCUGCGUGUUAAGCCCUACUGUGUUGAUAGACACUAAUCAUCAUUUAAUUCUUCCGUCUUCUUUUGUUAAAUUAACUCACUAUUAGCGGUGUAGCACUGUGAGUUUUUCAGUUUUGUUUUUACAUAUUGGAGUGGAAGUCUGAGGGUGAGGAGGGACGAGCCCAUCCGAAGCACCUGCUCUUAAACUGACUCGCUAUCGGCUGAUUUUAUUUUAAGUUUAUUUUUUAAAUGAUCUUCCUGUCGAGUUUUUGUGGACUUAAAAUAGGACAACUGAAACACUGAAGAUGUUUCUUUGCUGAUAAAACAGUCACUGACAUUAAAAGCACAUCUCGCAAUAAGAUUAUCAGCCAGCAGACGUACAACAGAUCACUGGCCCUCCCCGACCUUUAGCACUAACCCUGUGGUGUCUGUUUCAAUAGCCAAGCCUUGUACUACUUAGUGUUUUAAAUAUACAUUUGAAAAAUGCUUUUAUUUGAAAUGUGUAUCCUUAAAGAUGGAAGACUGUACUUUGUAUUAAACCUGUUAUAAGUCUUUGAAAAGUUUUGGCAUGUUUAAAGCAGAUUUGUGGUAUUUAUAACUUGUGGCAUUCUUGAACUAAUGAAAUGCAAUUAAAGAUAUCUAUAUUUAUUA